AUGCGUGCCGCAUUUGCUGCCGCGGGUAUCACUGAUAUGAACGAGGUGGGAUAUUUGGAGGCGCACGGAACAGGUACCUUGGCAGGGGACCCAAUUGAGGUUGCGGCUGCUGCUUUAGUCUUCGCUCCCACCCGGCUCGCGCAUCAACCUCUGAUCAUUGGAUCAGUUAAUAGUACCAUUGGACAUUCUGAGCCUGCGGCUGGCGUCUCCGGAUUGAUCAAAGCUGUGCUGGCGGUGGAGAAGGGUGUCAUCCCGGCAAAUCCGACAUUUAUUGACCCAAACCCAAAGAUUGAUUUUGAGGGUCUCAAAGUCAAAGCCUCCCGUGCGGCUUUGCCCUGGCCCACGGAUUUCGCCUCUCGAAUUGCUUCCGUAAAUUCCUUCGGUUCUGGCGGUUCAAAUGCCCAUGUGGUGAUUCAAGAUGCCGGUUCCUUCUUGGGUCACGAGCAGGCUCCGCAUGUGUCCUCCUUCGCCAAAGUUGACUCCUUCUUUGACGACGACCUGGAUACGCCAAACACACGACUCCAAUUGCUCACCUUUUCCGCAAAUGAUGACAUUUCGUUGAAGAAAUAUGUUGCGGACCUUCAACGGCAUCUCCUCGACCCCCGAGUCAAAGUUCAGCUAUCCGACCUGGCCCAUACCCUGGCCCAGCGAAGUAGUCUCUUCACCCGCGGCUUUCUGCUCACUGAGCAGCCCCUGCUGGACGAUUUCUCUCUUAUAAUCGGCAAAAGGAGCCCUGAGAGGCCUCGGAUUGGCUUUGUGUUCACCGGUCAGGGUGCCCAGUGGUCUCAAAUGGGCAAAGGCGUGGUGGAGCUCUUCCCACAAGCUCAGCAGGUUCUCCAAGGCUUAGAUUCGGCACUACAGAGUUUGCCCCAGGCACCAGCCUGGUCAUUGCUACAGGAGUUGGUGGAACCCAGAAGCCCAGAGCAUUUACGCCAGCCUGAAUUCUCCCAGCCACUCGUAACUGCAUUACAGCUGGUCUUGAUUGAUCUGCUUAGAUCCUGGGGAAUUCAACCCGAAAGCGUGGUCGGCCAUGCCUCCGGGGAGAUUGCUGCGGCCUGCGCUGCAGGUCUCUUGACACCCGAAGAUGCGAUCAAGAUUGCGAUCUUCCGUGGCCAGGCCGCCAAAGAAUUGGCUGGAGCCCCAGCAGCUUAA
Messenger RNA from Penicillium canariense, 1152 nucleotides. RefSeq lists its product as uncharacterized. Gene Ontology annotation, molecular function: fatty acid synthase activity. The coding region runs from base 1 to 1152 and encodes 383 amino acids. Gene Ontology annotation, biological process: secondary metabolite biosynthetic process; fatty acid biosynthetic process. The transcript is spliced from 2 exons. The record is from RefSeq and is a predicted model, not a curated record. Lineage: Eukaryota; Fungi; Ascomycota; Eurotiomycetes; Eurotiales; Aspergillaceae.